AUGAAGCUGGAGGUUCCUUUGUUCGUUGAGAAGUUCUUGGAUCUUGUAGAGGAGAAAGUUGGAAAGGGAAGAAUAUUUAACGAACUUCAGGAGGAGACAACGACAACCUCCUUCCUGGAAUCUGUAACUCGAUUAUCAAACCUCUUAGCAGCCAUUCAUGGCGGAUUCGACUCAGAUAAAGGUCGUGCGUCUUUAAUCAACCGAGUUGGCGCCAUUCAACAACGCGCCAUGUCAUAUUUAGAAGAUGAAUUCAGGCAGCUUCUAGAAGAACCGCCGAAACACACCAUUAAUGAGUCAUCCGAGACAGGAAAAAACGCACAAGAUCGCCAGGAUCAAGAUCAACCCAAUGUCGAAGAAUUACCCACUGAUAUUUUCCCGGGAUACCCACCGGAGACGGUGGCGAACCUGAAAAAGAUUUCUGAUCAGAUGAUCAAAGCAGGGUAUGAAUACGAAUGCCGGGAGGUCUACGUCGUGGCUAGAAGGAACUCUCUGGAGGAGACACUGAAUCAUCACCUCUGCUACGAGAAGCUCAGCAUCGACGAAGUUCACAGAAUGCCAUGGGAUUCAAUGGAGAGAGAAAUCCCCACGUGGACUAAAACCUUCAAAGACUGCGCCACCAUCUACUUUCCCGGCGAGAAAAAGCUCGCCGACGAGGUGUUCUCCGAUCACGCCGCUAUAGCUGCCGAUCUCUUCACCAAAGUGGCUCGCUCCACCGAGAUUCAGCUCCUCAACUUCGCCGAAGCCGUAGCCAUGACGAAGCGAUCGGCGGAGAAGCUCUUCAAGGUGCUCGACAUGUACGAGACGCUCCGCGACCAUUUCGCCGCCGUCAAUGAUUUGUUCCCGGAGCCGUUCGCCAAGGAGCUGAAAGCAGAGGCCAACACAUCUCGGUCCCGGCUUGGGGAGACCGCUAUUUACAUGUUCUGUGAUCUUGAGAACUCAAUCAAGUCCGACACCGGGAAGACUCCGGUUCCCGGCGGUGCGGUUCACCCGUUGACCCGGUACACCAUGAAUUAUCUCAGGUAUGCAUGCGAGUAUAAAACCACGCUAGAGCAAGUUUUCAAGGAACACUGGAAGAUCGAGCGAGCUGACUCGACGAGCCGGCCACGUCAUGAUGGAGUCGUCGACGACGACCAUGAUUCCAACAACGCCGAUUCAAAAAACAACGAGAGUGUCUCGCCAUUUUCGGCUCAGCUGAUGAGGGUGAUGGAUUUGUUGGAUAGUAACCUCGAAAAGAAAUCAAAGCUGUACAAAGAUAUUCCACUGAGCUGUAUCUUCAUGAUGAACAAUGGUCGCUACAUCGUCCAGAAGAUCAAAGGGUCGGCGGAGAUUCACCAGGUGAUGGGCGACACGUGGUGCCGAAAACGAUCAUCAAAUUUAAGAAACUACCACAAGAAUUACCAGCGGGAGACUUGGGGAAAACUUUUGGGUUGUCUCGGGCACGAAGGGUUGAUGGUGAACGGGAAACUGGUGAAACCAGUGCUGAAGGAGAGGUUUAAGAGCUUCAAUGCCAUGUUCGACGAGAUCCACAGGACACAGAGCACGUGGGUGGUGAGUGACGAGCAGCUCCAAUCAGAGCUCCGGGUUUCAAUAUCCGCAGUGGUGAUACCUGCUUACAGAUCUUUCUUGGGUAGGUUUUCACAGUAUUUAGAUCCAGGAAGGCAAACAGAGAAGUAUAUUAAGUUUCAGGAAGAGGAUAUAGAGACUUACAUUGAGGAGCUAUUUGAUGGAAAUCAAGCUUCCGCCAUGGCUAGGAGGAGAUAA
Molecule: messenger RNA, 1761 nt
Organism: Carica papaya (papaya)
Lineage: Eukaryota; Viridiplantae; Streptophyta; Magnoliopsida; Brassicales; Caricaceae
Gene: EXO70C2
Product: exocyst subunit exo70 family protein C2
Biological process (GO): exocytosis
Cellular component (GO): exocyst
Molecular function (GO): phosphatidylinositol-4,5-bisphosphate binding
Source: RefSeq, a predicted model, not a curated record